AUGACGACCAAAGCCCAGGACGACGGCGGCGGCAGUAGCUGGCGGGACAAGCUAAAGAAGCCUUUUCGAGAACUCGAAGAAAAGCUUGAGGGCACGCAUCUCCACGAUGCCAAGGUCUCUCUCCACCACAAGAAGCAACAGCUUGGCAAGUUCGGCAAUCUAUUCAAUGGUAAUCAUCGACAUGACGAGGAACACGAGCAGGCUACCGAUGAGAAGCGCUCUAAGAUCACCAGCGAAAACCGGUACAAUUCAUACUUCCCCGAGCGCGAAGGAAACCUCAUCAAGUGGUACGUCGACGGACGCGACUAUUUCUGGGCCGUCUCCGAGGCGCUUGAGCAGGCCAAGGAGACCAUCUAUAUCGCCGAUUGGUGGCUCUCUCCCGAGCUCUUUCUCCGUCGACCCCCAUACUAUAACCAGGAGUGGCGUCUCGACCAGGUUCUCAAACGCCGCGCCGAAGCGGGCGUGAAGAUCUACGUUAUCGUCUACCGCGAGGUGGAGGCCGCUCUCACCUGCAACUCGGCGCAUACCAAGCAUGCCCUCCAUGGCCUCUGCCCCAAGGGCUCGCCGGGAUACGGGAACAUUCGGGUCAUGCGGCACCCUGACCACAACGUCUUCGAGAACGCCGCAGACAUGACUUUCUACUGGGCCCACCACGAGAAAUUCAUCGUCAUCGAUUACGCCACGGCCUUCAUUGGCGGCCUUGACCUGUGCUUCGGCCGCUGGGACACCAGCACGCAUGCCCUGGCCGAUGUCCACCCCAGGGGCGUCCACAACGAGGUGUGGCCCGGCCAGGACUUCAACAACAACCGGAUCAUGGACUUCAAGAACGUCAACGACUGGAAGCAGAAUGAGCUGACCAAGUCCCUCUACGGCCGCAUGCCGUGGCACGAUGUCGCCAUGGGCGUUAUCGGGCCCUGCGUCUACGAUAUCGCAGAACACUUCGUUCUGCGCUGGAACUUCAUCAAGCGGGACAAGUACAAGCGCGACAAUCGGUAUGAUUGGAUCCAGAUGCGUGGCCGCACUGGCGAAGACGAGGCCCUUGUCGGCGUCCAACGGCCCAAGCAUCCGGUGGGAGACUAUGUCCUCCACCCGCUGACGCCCCUGGAAACAAAGAAUCUCGACAAUCGCGGGACGAUUCGUGCCCAAAUCGUGCGGUCCAGCGACGAUUGGUCCUCCGGUAUUCUCCUGGACCACUCCAUCCAAAACGCCUACGCCAAAGCGAUCCUAGAAGCCGAACACUAUGUCUAUAUCGAGAACCAGUUCUUCAUCACAGCCACUGGUGACCAGCAGUCCCCGAUUAAUAACACCAUCGGCAGGGCCAUUGUGCAGGCGAUUGUCCGCGCAGCCAAAGAGGGUCGAAAGUUUCGCAUCAUCGUCUUGAUCCCGGCCGUACCCGGGUUUGCGGGCGAUCUCCGGGAAGAUGCCGCCACGGCUACCCGGGCCAUCAUGGACUAUCAAUACAAGUCCAUCUGCCGCGGGGAGCACUCCAUUUUCGAACAGAUCAGAGCGCAAGAAGUCGACCCCACCCAGUACAUCUUCUUCUUCAACCUCCGAAACUACGACCGUCUCAGCCGAGUUCCUGCCCUCGCCGAGCAGGAAAAGAAAACCGAGGUGCCGUACCAGAAGGUCCAGCGAGCCGAAGCCGAGGAGAUCAUGGCGAGUGGGAUCCACGGCACAAGGGAAAUGGAGAGUCCCACGCACCGCGACCGCCAUAUGGGCAGCUGGCGUGACCAGGACCCCGUCCUCCCCACGCCGGACCGAGAGGAGGCCCAGGAAGCGAAAAAGAGGUUCGAGGCCGCCAUGCCCGAGGAUAGGAUCGAAUCCGAGCCGUCUCUUGCCCACCACGCCAUGUCCGGCAACCUGCGAUCGCUGAUGGACGAGCCCUGGGAUGACGACAAUCUCGAGUCCGAAGUCCAGAACUGGGUCCAGGAGGAGCUCUACAUCCACUCGAAGCUGCUCAUUGCGGAUGACCGCCUUGUGAUCUGCGGGUCCAGCAACCUCAACGACCGGUCGCAGCUAGGGCGCCACGACAGCGAGCUGAGCAUCGUCAUGGAAGACACCAAGACGAUCACCAGCGUCAUGGACGGGCAGCCGUUCGAGGCCGGGUGGCACGCCGCGACGCUGCGGCGGUACCUCUGGCGCGAGCACCUGGGGUUGUUGCCGGCGCAGCCGGUGGAUGCCACGGGUGACCAGAACGCGCAGCCGCCCGGGGAGACGUCGCCCAACGACCCGAAGGACCAGGACGAGAGCUGGGAUUUCGUGGCCGAUCCCCUGGGAGAGGAUGUGUGGGACAUGUGGAUCGGGAAUGCGACGAAGAACACGGAGCUCUACAGGCACCUCUUCCACGCCGACCCGGAUGACCAUGUCAAAAAUUUCGACGAUUACGACCGCUACCUCCCUCCCGUUGGCGUCAAGAGGGGUCACAUUUUCGACCAGUUCAUGCCGGCUGAAGAUGCGCGUCGCAAGAUUGGCCAGAUUAAAGGUCAUCUCGUCCGGAUGCCGCUUGACUUUUUGAAGGACGCGGAGAUGGCAGAGUAUGGGUUGCAGGUGAACCAGUUUACGGAAAGCAUCUACACGUAG
This is a messenger RNA of Sodiomyces alkalinus F11, 2580 nucleotides long. RefSeq names its product phospholipase D p1. The record is from RefSeq and is a predicted model, not a curated record. Bases 1 to 2580 code for a protein of 859 amino acids. Lineage: Eukaryota; Fungi; Ascomycota; Sordariomycetes; Glomerellales; Plectosphaerellaceae. Gene Ontology annotation, biological process: intracellular signal transduction; phosphatidic acid biosynthetic process; cell motility. Gene Ontology annotation, molecular function: D-type glycerophospholipase activity. The transcript is spliced from 3 exons.